GCCGUCAUAUGAGUGUGUACUGUAAUUGUGACAAACGGGCUUACAUAAUGACUCAGCUCUUCCGGGAAUAAACCACAUAAAGCGGCUGUGACGGACUGGUCGUAUCUCUUUUCCACGUCACAACAUGGUUUCUAAAAAUACCUACCGUGGUGAAAUCUUUACAUAGAAAGAAUGACGAGAGAUUGUUUCUUCCGCUCCGGAGUAAUCUACAUGACGUGAGGGGUAAAAGGAGUAUACGAAAACUUGAUGCAAAAUGUUUGGCUAUGUGGUGUUGAUGGCUUCAACGGGGAUUCUAUGCAUUGGAGCUGUGACGGCAUACUCUGGAUACCCGGUUCGUCUGGUCGGGGGAGCUACCAGCUCUGAGGGUCGCGUGGAGGUACUCGUCGACGGCACCUGGGGAACCGUAUGCGACGAUGGCUGGGGCUUAUCUGAGGCGAUGGUCGUCUGUCGUCAGCUGAAUUUCAGCGGGGCAAUGUCGGCGCCCGGAUCAGCUGACUUUGGUCAAGGUACCGGAGCCAUCGUCAUGGAUGACGUCGAAUGCACAGGGUCGGAGAGCUACCUGAGUUCGUGCUAUUUCACGAGGAACCAUAAUUGUGAUCACAGCGAGGACGCAGGGGUAAUUUGCAAUGGACAGCUAGAAACACAAUCCGGAACUCUACGCCUAGUUGGAGAUGUAAACAAUGAAGGUCGAGUUGAGGUGUACCAUAACGGUGCGUGGGGAACUAUAUGCGAUGACGACUGGGACAUUGACGACGCCAACGUGGUCUGCAAUCAGCUUGGGUUCAACGGGGCGUCGUCAGCAGAGUCCAAUGCCCGCUUCGGCAACGGGAGCGGCCCCAUCCUCCUGGAUAACGUGGAUUGUGCGGGUGAUGAGUCCCGACUGGUCGAUUGUGGCCACAACGGCUGGCUGGUGCACAACUGCACCCACCAAGAUGAUGCUGGUGCAAGAUGCAAUGAACGAGGAUCGAAUACUCAAUGGUACAUUGCCGGUGUUGCUGGAGCUGUUGUUGUCGUUAUGAUCGCAGGCCACAAAAAGAAGAAGAAGCCUGACAACCAGAUGGCAGCAGGUGUAACCACUCAUGUCUCGACGGCCUCCCUUUCAUUAAAUCCUGCCCCUCCUUCCAUUCAAAUCCUAUCACCGGCAUCUCCACAGCUAACUCCACCUUCCAAUGAACAGGCAGGCGACGUUGGCCGUCGGAGUGCAUCGGUACCAGCACUCAGUGCUUCUGUUUGGGAGUCAGACGGUGGACGGUCGCCGUCCCACGACUAUUCCAACUGGCGUACCACGGCCGAUUCAGCGCAAGGAGACGUCUACGAAGUCGAAGACUCGCAGUCACCGUCCUACUCAGCCAAUUUACCGCCGCCACCAUCUUACGCCGAAAACAUGGAUCCAACGCGAGGAAAUCUUUAUAUAGUUGCAGACUCACUGUCACAGGCCGACACGGAUAACUUACCGCCGCCUCCUUCAUACGAGGCCGUCACUGAAGGGAAUUACCAGAGCUCUUUUCACUUUUAAGACACUUAAAAAAAAUACCUACAUGUAACCACUUUUUGUGGAGUAAGUUCAUUGACGGAUGGGACGAUUUUGUUGGAACAAAUGCAUGUACAAUAUAGUUAUGCAUUUCAGAGACAACCUUGCAAACUGUCCCAUUAAUAGGGAUUACGAGAUGAGGUGUUGAAGGUGUUGGGAAAGAGGGCGCCCAGAACCCCAAGCCAUCAAUCCACCUUGUCUGGCUAAACGCACAAGCUGCACGCUUGAUCGUUUUUAAAAGGGACUAGUGUGACAUGUCAUUUUUCACGGGGUCGCAUGUAUGUUUUUCUUAUUCCCUAAAUCUAUCCUAUUCAAUGUACAAUUUAAUCUGUUCAAUGGGGUGGUGCCAGAAUAUUUCGCGUUCCAUGCCUCACUAUCAUUUUUUGGAUGUUGCUUAAAACGACUAGACAUAAUUUCUGACAUAUUUCUUUAUUAUUCUGAAGAAAACCUGGCGUGAAUUUUAUGACCUUUUAUUUUGUCGGUUGCCAAAAUGAAAAGUUUUAGUGGACUUUUAAUUCAAGAUGGCCGACACCCCGAAGACCGUCUGUUGCAUUAGAAUAAUCAUUCUUUAUCCUCCCCGGAUGUUUAAAAGCAUACAUAUGUAUUUGAUUGGUUUUAUCUGUUUUAGAACGGCAGUAUAGUGUGUGACUCUAAAUACUGUAAAUAUGAAUGUACUUGUAAACUGUAAGUUAACGGCUAAUUGAAGAUAAACUUAGUAUCAUGAAAAUUUUAUAGAGAUUUUAUUGUUAAAAUAGCAGAGGGGAUGGGGGAUCGACAAUGGAAUUAUUAAAAUAAUCAAUUCGCUUUGUUAAAUGUUGUUAGAACAACAACAUUAAAUUAAAACAGAUGCAUAAGUGACCCUCAAGUUUAAUGCAAUUCCUUGGAAACAAUCAACAAGUGCUUCUAAAAAGAAUGUCACAAAGUGUGAAACGUGUAAUAAUUCUCCUAAUUGGAUCUAUUUCAUUAAUGCUUGCUUUGCUUUUAAAGGAAGUCUUGCGACAAUGCUAUUUGAUGGCAUCUUAUCAUUUCACGCAGAGAAACUAUAUUGGUGGAAUGAUCGAUGCGAUGGUUUGUGCGCACGUACUUGACAGAAGAAUAGUUAUAUUAAUCGACUGAGAGUUUAGGGAUAUAUAUAUUUUGACAAUAUUUGACUUGUGUUCUAAAAUGGACAGUCGAGCAAGUAAUGUCCUUUUUGUAACCCUUUCUGGCAUUAAAGGUGCGGCCAAUGAGGCACAGAG
Molecule: messenger RNA, 2769 nt
Organism: Acanthaster planci (crown-of-thorns starfish)
Lineage: Eukaryota; Metazoa; Echinodermata; Asteroidea; Valvatida; Acanthasteridae
Product: scavenger receptor cysteine-rich domain-containing protein DMBT1-like
Cellular component (GO): membrane
Source: RefSeq, a predicted model, not a curated record